This is a messenger RNA of Anas platyrhynchos (mallard), 1573 nucleotides long. RefSeq names its product carbonic anhydrase 9-like. The record is from RefSeq and is a predicted model, not a curated record. Gene Ontology annotation, molecular function: carbonate dehydratase activity; zinc ion binding. NCBI's taxonomy places the organism in Eukaryota, Metazoa, Chordata, Aves, Anseriformes, Anatidae. Gene Ontology annotation, cellular component: plasma membrane.
CCCCGCCGCCGGCCUCCCGGGGGUGCCGCGGGUUCGAGUCCCGGUGCGGGGGGCGGCGGCGGCGGCUCACCUGUGUGUGUGUGUGUGCCGGGCGGCGGCAGACUUUGGCUCCAGCCUCUAUAAAAGGUAACGGCGGCGUGAGCCAGGGCCGCCUCUUCCCCCGCCCGCUCUCACGUACGCGCUGCCGCCCGGAGCAGACCGCGGAGCCGCCGUCCCGUCCCGUCCCGUCCAGCCCCGUCCCGCAGCGCACCGCGAUCCAGCGCCGGACAUGAGGCUGCGGGUCCCGGUGCCGGUGCCGGUGCCGGUCCCGGUGUCGGUCCCGGUGCUGGUCCUGGUCCUGAUCCUGGCCGUCACGGGCCGUGCUGCCGCCGGGCACGGGCACGACGAGGAUGAGGAGUCCCCGCACGCCAAGGAGAGAGGUCCUGGUGACAACCACUGGAGCUAUGAAGAACCGGAGCGCUGGGGCGAGCACUACCCGGCCUGCUCGGGCAACAAGCAGUCCCCCAUCAACAUCGAGACGGAGAAGACCAUCUUCAGCCCCGAGCUGCAGCCCAUCCAGCUCUCCGGGUACAGCCUGCCCAACAGCAAGAAGUUCAAGCUGAAGAACAACGGGCACACAGUUGUCCUGGAUCUGCCCGAGUCCAUGGCCAUCACGGGUGGCUAUGCCCAGCAGUACCAAGCCAAGCAGCUGCACCUGCACUGGGGCUCCCCGUCGACAGCUGGCUCCGAGCACACCGUGAACAGGAAGCGUUUUGCUGGGGAGCUCCACGUGGUCCACUACAACACCAAGUACGAAAACUUCAAGGUGGCCUUGGGCUACCCGGAUGGGCUGGCCGUGCUGGGAGUCUUCCUGGAGGUCGGGCCGAGGGAGAACCCUUACUACGAGGAAAUCAUCAAGCAUCUCCAAAAAAUCCAAGGAGAAGAUGAGGAAGUCAUGGUGCCCGGGUUCAACAUCGCGGGCUUGCUGCCCGACAGCCUGCACCUCUAUUACCGCUACAAUGGCUCCCUGACCACCCCUCCCUGCUUCCAGUCGGUGAUGUGGACGGUCUUCAACCAGACCGUGAUGCUCUCCCAUGACCAGAUCUCGGUGCUGGUGACGAGCCUGCAGUACGACGACGGCAAGCCCCUGCAGAAUAAUUUUCGGCCGACCCAGGCCCUGCACAAGCGGUGGGUGCUGGCGAGCUUCGAGCCCACCUUGUCCCGGGAGAGGCAGGUGCCCACGGCGGGACAGACCAGCUCCUCGUUUCACGCAGGGGACGUGUUGGCUGUGGUCUUCGGGGUGCUCUUUGCCAUCACAGCACUGGCCUUCAUGUACUACGUCUACAAGCAGCGCAGCCAGAACGCACGGCUGGACUCGCCCACCAAAUCCAAGGUCAUCUACACAGCGGCCACCACCGAGAACACAGCGUGAGCCCCGCGGCUCAGCCCCGUCCCCUCGCUCCCACCCCGGGCUCGGGGGGCACCAGCCUCCCCCGGCUGCACAGACUGUUCACCUGGGGCAACGCCCAGCCCCAGCAGAUAUUUUUGUUACAAAAAACGAUAAAAACGUUAAUAAAAAAGGCCAAAAAAGGUG